Molecule: messenger RNA, 357 nt
Organism: Cylicostephanus goldi
Lineage: Eukaryota; Metazoa; Nematoda; Chromadorea; Rhabditida; Strongylidae
Source: the annotation of a GenBank genome assembly
AUGGCAGGGGUCCUCAGGGCGCCUUUUGGAUUGGACAAAAACGACAGUUCGUGGACAAGCAACGUCUGUUCACAAAGGUCAUGGAGACUGCAUCAUCUAUGCACCUACAAUGCUAGGACAUUCUCCACAAACGCUGACCUCCACGCUCUUCUCGCUGCUGCAGAGCACAUCAAGUACCAUGCCAUCGCUGUGCAGGGAACGAAAUCCAGGAAGAAGGACGGGCAACAGAUGACUGAUGGGACCCUGAUCAUUCGUGGUAAAACAUCACGAAACGUUGGAACGUUAGCUUGUCGUCCAUCCAUCCAUCGUCCACCUUGUCGAUUCGCAUGCUACGACUACGAUUUCCACGUCGGGUGA